UUAUGUAACCGUUUCCAGUAUACUUACAAAAAUUCACAAAGCAUCACUUCUCUCCCUUUCAUAUAAACUCAGUUUGUUUGAGUCUUUAUACAUAUUUCUUUAUCAUAACUAAAGUAGUAGUUGAAAGUCAAGGCGAACAUGUCUGUCUCAAGUUUUGUUGCAGCUCCAAUUGCUGGAUCAACCUAUCUUGGUUUGAAAUCCAACAGCACCAACCUUUUUCCUGCUAAGGAUACAAUCACUUGGAACCGAAAAACUAUUUCCAAUGGCUCUAAAACUUACUGCAUGAAGACUUGGAAUCCGAUCGACAACAAGAAAUUUGAGACACUCUCAUAUCUGCCACCUCAAUCAGAAGAUUCGAUUGCAAAGGAGGUUGAUUACAUGAUCCAAAAGGGCUGGAUUCCUUGCCUUGAAUUUGAUCAGGUGGGAUAUGUACGCAGGGAAAAUAGCCGCAUGCCAGGCUACUAUGAUGGAAGGUAUUGGACACUGUGGAAGCUGCCCAUGUUUGGCUGCAAUGACUCAUCCCAAGUUCUCAAUGAAAUCCAAGAAUGCAAGAAAGCCUACCCAAAUGCUUUCAUUCGUUGUUUGGCAUUUGACAAUGUUAAACAGGUUCAGUGCAUGGCCUUUCUCAUUCAGAAACCUGCAGCAGCAUAGAAGAAGUCACAAGAUUUCUGUUUGUAAUUGUUGAACUCUUUUCUGUUUGUUUGAAUAACAUUAAGCAAACUUAGUCCUUAAGGGUGAAGGCCAUGGAAUUUGAAAUCUGGACCUCAAGGUUUAUGGUUGAAGUCGUAUAUCUUAGUUUUGGAAAAUAAGAAGAUGGCUACAUGCUAUUUAUCAACAUGGUUGUAAUAACUGUUGCAAAUUACCUUAGAAUUUUCAAAGAAAUUUUAGAGACAAGCUUGUGUUGAAAGCAAUGUUUAAGAUUUCCAUUAUGUAGUUUGGUUUUGUGCUAA
Messenger RNA from Nicotiana attenuata, 950 nucleotides. RefSeq names its product ribulose bisphosphate carboxylase small chain clone 512-like. NCBI's taxonomy places the organism in Eukaryota, Viridiplantae, Streptophyta, Magnoliopsida, Solanales, Solanaceae. Bases 139 to 651 code for a protein of 170 amino acids. The transcript has 3 exons. The record is from RefSeq and is a predicted model, not a curated record.